AUGAUUCCACAUAAAAGUCGACACAUCUUCAUUACUUCAUAGCUGAGAAAACAUGAUGGGACUUACAAGUCGACAAAUCUUCAAGCCUCUUGUUAGAAAAAUAUCAUACCAUCCUCAACUUCACUGAAUCUUUUCAACGAGAGAGAGAGAUAGAGAGACGAGACUAGUAUGGCAUUGGGAGAGGUCUUUCUUGCGGCAUUCCUUCAGUUGCUGCUGGACAGGUUAACGCCUCGAGAGAUCCUGGGCUACUUUGGAAGCUUGGGAGGAGCUGGCAAAAAGCUGCAAAAAUGGAGAGAGACACUUUCCGCAGUUGCAGCGGUGCUUUCCGAUGCAGAGGAGAAGCAGCUGACGAACAAGGCAGUGGAUCUGUGGCUGAAUGACCUCAAACACUUGGCUUAUGAUAUCGACGAUCUACUCAACACCUUUUCUAAUGAGAUGUUAGCACGCAAGCAGCACAAGCUUCACCAAACUUGCACAAGCAAGGUACGCCGCUUCUUUACCAAAGUUCCUCAAAAAGUCAAGUUCAAUUUCAAUAUGAGCUCCGAAAUAGACGACAUUGCUAACCGCUUGCAAGACAUAUUUGACCGGAAAGUGAAACUCAGUUUGAAUACCUCUACUUCAACAUCCUCAUCGCAAAGGACACCAAGUUCGUAUGUGUUGGAUGGACCUGUGGUUGGGAGACAUGAAGACGCAAGAAAGAUUGUUGACCUGUUGUCCAGAGAUGUUGAUCCUUCUUCUACCACCAAUUAUCAAGUUGUUGCCAUUGUUGGUAUGGGAGGACUCGGCAAGACAACGCUUGCGGGACAAGUCUUCAAUGAUGUAGCAGCAAUGGAACAGUUUGAUCUCAAGAUCUGGGUUUCAGUGUCCGAUGACUUCAAUCUUCAAACGGUGACGAGAACUAUUACUAAGGAAGUCACAUCUCGGCCAUGUGAUAUGGAUGAGUUCAGUCGACUUCAAGAUAAUCUGAGCAAGGCGAUAGAUGGUAAAAGGUUUCUGAUUGUUUUAGAUGAUGUCUGGAGCACAUGUGAUUAUGAUUCAUGGACAAAACUGCAAGCUCCCUUUCGUAGGGGAGCUAAGGGAAGCAAGGUAAUGGUGACAACACGUGAGGAAAAAGUUGCUGCAUUGAUGGGAGCCCCAGCCCAAGCCCCAGCCACUGAAGUAUAUCAUUUAGAGACUUUAUCAGAAGAAGAUUGUUUGCAAGUAUUUGAGCAGCAUGUUAGCAAUGACAGGCCACCAAAUUUUGACUUGCUUAAGAAGAAAAUUGUAACGAACUGCAAUGGAUUGCCAUUGGCUGCAAAAACUCUUGGUGGUGUUUUACGUUGUAACAAAACUGACAAGUGGGAGGAAAUACUGAAUGAUAAAUUAUGGAGCAUAUCAGAUGGGAGUAAUAUACUCCCAGUACUCAGAUUGAGUUAUCAUUAUCUCCCUUCAACUUUGAAGAGGUGUUUUGCCUAUUGCUCAAUACUUCCCAAUGACUAUAAAUUUGGGAAAACACAAUUAAUCCUGCUGUGGAUGGCAGAGGGUUUCCUUGCUUUACCAGAAGGGACUAAAGCAAUGGAAGAUAUCGGUGAUGAAUAUUUUGGGGAGCUACUAUCUCGGUCAUUAUUUCAAAACUCGGGCAAAAACAGUUCAUGCUAUGUAAUGCAUGACCUUGUUGGUGAGUUGGCACGAUGGGCUGCUGGAGACACAUUUUGCAGAUUGGAGGAUAAACUGCAUGGUACAUGUUCUGCAAAGACUCGUCAUCUGGCUUACAUUUCUGGUAAGUUCGAUGGGGUAAAAAGAUUUGAGACAAUUUCUGAAGCAAAACGCUUGCGGACUUUCCUACCACUUCCUGUUUCUGGUGGUUAUGAGAAUUAUCUGACUCGUUAUGCAACUUCUAAUUUAUUGCCACAAUUGAAAUACUUGCGGGUACUCUCCUUCAAUGGCUAUAAACUGACCGAGCUGCCAGAUUCCGUAGGUAAGUUGAGACAUCUGCGGUACCUUGAUCUUUCUGACACAUUAAUAAUGAGUUUGCCUGAGUCAACAUGCAUGCUUUACAACUUACAGACGUUAAUAUUAGAGAAUUGUUCAAAAUUGAAGACACUACCUUCAAACAUGAGCAAUUUAUCUAAUUUACGUCAUCUCAACAAUUCAAACACGCCUUCAUUGGAAGAAAUGCCUCCCCAAGUAAGUCGGUUGACUCAUCUGCAAACUGUGCCUAAUUUUGUGGUGGGGAAAUGUAGUGCAUCAGGGCUUGGAGAGAUAGGGUCAUUGCAUCUUCGUGGGACCAUAAGCCUUGGAAGAUUGGAAAAUGUGAUCGAUGUUGGGGAUGUGAAGAGGGCCAAAAUAAUGAAUAAGGAAGGGCUGGAUACAUUGCAAUUGGAAUGGAGUGGCACAAGUGAGAAGGAGUCGGAGGUGCUCUGCAGUUUAGAACCUCAUAAAAAGCUUCUAGACCUCACCAUCAAGGGCUACAAUGGUUUCGAAUUUUCAAAAUGGAUUGGACAUCCUUCAUUCUCUGAUAUGACGCAUGUGAAGUUAGAGAAUUGUAAAAAUUGUCGAUUCUUACCUCCUCUUGGCCAAUUACCUUUUCUGAAAAAACUUCAGAUACAAGGACUGGCCAAUGUUAAAAGUGUGGGUGCUGAGUUUUAUGGAGAGUGCAGCUUGCCUUUUCCAGUGUUGGAAGACCUGAGGUUCGAGGAUAUGCAAAAUUGGAAGGAGUGGCUUCCUUGCAAAACAAAUGAAGAAAUUCGAGUUUUCCCUUGCCUGCGACAGGUUUCCAUCUCUAGAUGCCCGAAAUUGAAGUGUUUGCUAUCCAAGAGCAUGGAUUCAUUAUCAGAGCUGUAUAUUGCUUUAUGUGAAGAGUUAGUGGUUUCAAUUGCCAAUUAUAAACAUCUUCGUGGGCUGUUCAUCUGCUGUUGUAAAAGGGUGGUGCACAGAAGUGGAGUUAAGUUUGAGCUACUGGAGGAUAUGGAGCUUCAUGGUAUUUCAGAGUUCAGACUCGAAAUAGACGGGUUCAUCAGAGGAUUGCCAAAGCUUCAAGGAUUGUGGAUUACUGGUUGUGAAGAGUUGACAUGUUUAUGGGAGAAUGAGGAUAGAUGGCUGCAGCGUCGGAUUUCUAAUAUUAUUGGAGGCAACAUCUCUGACUCCCCCUCUCACUUUAUUCAAGAGCUAAGAGCACUCAAGGAACUUGUGCUAACUGGAUGCUCAAAUCUAAUUUCUUUUCCAGAAGCUAGUUGUCCACCUUGUCUUGAAAAAGUAAUGAUGGAGUCGUGUAAUUCUUUGACAUAUUUCGUAAGGUAUCAAGUACCGCCAAGCAUAAGAAGAAUAGAGAUAGAAAAAUGUCAAAAUUUGAAACUAUUAGUGAAGGAUGCUUGGGAGCUAGAGAGUUGUCUGGAGGACUUGGGGAUAAAAGAGUGUGCAUCUUUGAUAUCCUUAUCAGGCAACGGAGGCCGACUACCCAGAACGCUCAAAGGUCUUUAUUUAAGGGACUGUGAACGAUUGGAGUCAAUAAUAAAAACUUUCCACGAGGACACUUGUCUUGAAGAUCUUAGGAUAGAGAGGUGUGCAAAUCUCAAAUCCUUACCAGAGGGGCUAUGCCAUCUCUCCGCUCUUCGCAUUUUAAUUAUACGCAAAUGUGGAAGUUUCGUUUCCUUCCCAAGAGGAGGGUUGCCAUCCAACCUGAUAGACUUUCGUAUCGACGAUUGUGAUCAAUUGGAAGCCCUCCCCAGAGGCAUGGACAACCUCAGCUCUCUUCAGACUUUGGUGUUGAGACACUGUGGAGGUUUGGCAUCCAUUCUAGAAGAGGGUUUCCCACCCAACCUAAUUGAUCUGGAAAUUGGCCGUCUCUCAGAGUGGGGGCUUCAACACUUGGACAGACUCACCUCUCUUAAACACUUGGGUAUCAGUGGUGUAGAUCCAGAUCUGGUGUCCUUUCCGCCAAAGGAGGUGCUGCUCCCUAAAUCUCUCAUUAAACUCGCCAUUGGAGAGUUCCCAAAUCUGAAGCGCCUGUCAUCAUCUUUUCAAUCACUCACCUCUCUUGAAUCCCUUAACAUUUGGGAUUGCCCAAAGCUAGCAUCUAUUAUUCCAGAAAAAGAGGAUCAUCUGCCUCUUUCACUUACACAGCUUCGCAUCUAUCAUGACUGUCCGCUGCUCACAAAGAAAUACCAACCAGGUAAAGGACGACACUGGCCCAAAGAAAUAGCCCACAUCCCUUACGUUUAUUUUGGAGACUGGGAGGACGAAGCCAAAGCCGACCGCUGGGCAUAGAAAUCAAACUAUAGAGCCGCAAGAAGUACAAGGUUGAGCAAUGGACCAGCUCAAGAGUCUUGAUUCACGCACCCUUCUAAUUCUGGAUUAAGGGCAGCAGCAAUUAAAAGGUGGAGAAAGUUGUCUGCAAUGAGAGCACCUCAAGAAUUUUGAUCUGGGCUUCUAGUUCUGGUUCAAGAUUGCCAGUCAAGAUUAUGAUAGCCAAUGAGGUAUUUAUGCAUGCCGCUACCAUUUCAGGGUGUUGAACUUCUGGUAAGAAUAAAGUGACUCCGCAUAAAACUGGAGUUUUUUUAAGCUUGUUGUGGGAUUUUGCAUGCGUGUUGAAGGUCAGCUUCUUCGAGCGCGGUUGUGGGAACAGAGCAGGCUUCAGAACUAAAGGAGCAAAUUUUUUGUAGAAUCCUUAGGAACAGUGUUCUUACUGUUGUGUCCCCCAUAGCUGCUGUGCUGUCUGUGUCGCUUUAUUUGGCCUGCUGUUUGCUUGCAACUGCAUCCAUCCGUCUGUUUCAGUUUUGGUAGUUGAGAGCGUAAUGAGAGAUAGAAAGAGAAAGAUAUAGAUGAGAGCAGCCCCAGUUGAAAGCUGAAGAAUCGCUUCUUUGAAAUUUGAUAGAUUUAUCUCCCAAUUGUCCCAUCGGUUUGACCGAUUUUGAGUCCUUCAUCUUACUCUGAAGAAUUUGAAGAAGGAUAAUCACCCAGACACUCAGAUCGUUUUAACUUCAUAUGACAAAUCACUGUAUCGAUUGGAGUCUUUGAAAUCAUUCACAGUCCAAGUUCUGAGUGUGGAGAGUUAGAGAAUUAUAUCAGUUUGGGGCAUUUUCAAGAAGCGAAGAGACUUAGUUUUGCAAAUUUCAGGUCUUCCUUUCUCCUCACUAUUUCAAAUUUCUGUGUUUGUUUAUUUUGCUCAGAUGUUGUGGAACUUUUAUUUCUUCAUUGAUUAUUGUUGUGGUUAGUAUUUAUCUUUCUUUAUCUGUCUUUGGGCAGUCUGAUCUGUGGUUUUCUCUGUAAUCAGUGCUUGGGGGUUGCAUCCCUUACAAAUCAGAGCCUAUGGAGUUCAAUUCCCAUACACCACCAUCGUCAUCGAACUAACUUUACUACUAGUUGUGACUAUAGACCUGCAAGAAGUACAAGAUUGAGAAAGUAAGUUGAGUUGAGCAAUGGACCACCUCAAGAGUCUUGAUUCACGCACCCUUCUAAUUCUGGUUUAAGGUUAUUUCUGAAAUUGUUGAAAGUUGCCGUGCACAUGACUACACAGAUGUUGUGUUGGUGCAUGAACAUCGUGGUAAACCUGAUGGUUUGAUUGUAUGCCACCUUCCAUAUGGACCAACAGCUUAUUUUCAACUAUG
This is a messenger RNA of Rosa chinensis, 5585 nucleotides long. RefSeq names its product putative disease resistance protein At3g14460. Lineage: Eukaryota; Viridiplantae; Streptophyta; Magnoliopsida; Rosales; Rosaceae. The transcript is spliced from 10 exons. Gene Ontology annotation, molecular function: ADP binding. The coding region runs from base 169 to 4245 and encodes 1358 amino acids. Gene Ontology annotation, biological process: defense response to other organism. The record is from RefSeq and is a predicted model, not a curated record.